Racocetra persica is the source of this 173-nucleotide messenger RNA. NCBI's taxonomy places the organism in Eukaryota, Fungi, Glomeromycota, Glomeromycetes, Diversisporales, Gigasporaceae. The record is from the annotation of a GenBank genome assembly.
AAAUAAGAAAAAUACAAGACAAUGAAACGCCAAGAGAAAAGAUUUACACUUUUCUAAACUGGCACAAAGAACAACAAGAACCUACUAAACAAUACUAUAAAAAUGAAAUAGCAGAGCAAGAAAGAAAUUACCAAUACACAUAUGAUGAUGCUAUACAAAUACAAUCUAAAUAA